AUGAAUGUCGGAUAUGCUGGGCUGGUGUUGUUACACAGAUUUGCAACCAUGUUCCCAACCUGCUACUCAAGUGUGUUCCCUCCUGAGUCCGACGCAAUUUUUUUCAGUCGAGUUGAUGAAGGUGAGCUCGAUCAGCACAUGCCGUUAAUCCAUGCUUGCCAUCACGUGCCACAUCACAGCUGCAGAAGCAGGGAAGUUGGUACCUCCACCGAGGUAACAUUCUUGCCGUCAUCUUGCUCUAUAUGCCCGCAAGCUACCGCCGCAUCAACAACCAUGUUCGCAGUGGCAAGGUAUGAUGGAGUGGGCGAGCGCUUGGUUUCGGCAGUGAUGUACCUGGCAUUUGCUUCGUUUUCUAACCUAUCCUUCGGGGGGUUUCUUUACAAUUCCUCUUUCGACGACGAACAAAACAUUCAUGGGAUGAAUGCAGCAAGUACACUAGAUAUCAUGUCUGUGUACUUGGGCAGCAAUGUUUCACAGCUGAAUUUACGAAGCUCAGACCCGCGUUUUGAUCGCUGUUGGAGGGGACUCCCAGAAGGCAGAACGUUGGCGAUGAAAGGCCUGAAAUCCGUCCUGGUGUAUGACCAGUGUAGAGCAUUGAGCCUGAGAAAGGACUUGUUCCUUCUCAGCCAGCCAUUUCUGAAAGCUCUGCGCCAGUCAACACAGCUUCUUCGUCAUCGCGCAGACUUCUUCUGUUCACGCCAUCUCAAGGUGGCCAUUCACCUGCGCCGAGGUGAUAUAUUGCGCACCACACGAUCAUGGUGGCCUGGGAAGGAUCGAAUGGUACCGGAUUCGCUAUACAUGAAUCUGCUCAGGCUGCUGAGGCAGCUGCUGGGGUCCGCCACGGAGAUUCACAUCUUCUCUGUAACGAGUAAGAGCUUUCCCAGUACGAGUUUCAACAGCUACAGACACUUAGGAGCACAGGUCCACUUGGAUGGUGACAUCCUGGAAGACUGGGCACAUAUGGCACAAGCCGAUGUGUUGAUCGUCGCUCCCAGUGCCUUCUCAUGGGUUGCAGGUUUACUGAAUUCGAAAUGCGUGGUGGCUUUGAAGUCCUAUCCCUUCGGGUACUUGCCAAAAUGGAUUCGAUUGAGCGAUGAUCUCAAUGAAGCAGAUCAUAUAUUGUCAUGCAUCCACCAGAAGACAAACAUGAAAUUUUAA
Messenger RNA from Symbiodinium pilosum, 1158 nucleotides. Lineage: Eukaryota; Dinophyceae; Suessiales; Symbiodiniaceae. The record is from the annotation of a GenBank genome assembly.